Babesia ovata is the source of this 6063-nucleotide messenger RNA. RefSeq lists its product as uncharacterized. Bases 1 to 6063 code for a protein of 2020 amino acids. The record is from RefSeq and is a predicted model, not a curated record. NCBI's taxonomy places the organism in Eukaryota, Apicomplexa, Aconoidasida, Piroplasmida, Babesiidae. The transcript has 2 exons.
AUGGCCAUUACAAUGAAGGGAAAAGCGUUGGAUGAUAUUGAUGCCCGCCGUAUCUCUCUUGGUCAGCUUGCUGGACAGCUUUCCGGUUUUAUUGGUGGUGGAGAUGAAGUUAAAAAUGCUCUUGUGAAUGGUUUGCGCAGUAAUGUAAAUCAGCUUGAAAAGCUUUUAAAAGCAUCUUGCGGAGGUAAGGGGUGUGAUUGUGAUAUUAAGAAUUUCCGUGUUGGACAUCUUAAAAAUCUUCAAAAGACAUUUGAAAAAUAUGAUGAAAUUGCAACAAAAAUUAAUGGCCUUAAUAAAGAAAUUGCUGAAAAAAGUAAGGCGCCUGAAGGGGCGCCGCCCGGCGGUGAGUCUGAGAUUGAUGAGCUUAAAAGUGAAAUUGAUGAGCUUCAAAAAGAAAUUUUGCAACAAAGUUCCACGCUUAAAGACAAAAUUACAAUUGUAAUUGAUGCUGUUAAAAUUGUAAUUGAGUCACUUGAUGCUAAGAAAAAUAAAGUUGUUGACGCUCAAUCUCAAGUGAAUGAGCUUAAAAAGCAAAUUGAGGAGGGGGAAAAUAAUGAUAGGCUUAAAAAUAAGCUUAAACAAUCUGAAGAGCAACUUAAAGUUGCAAAAAAUGCUUUCCCUGAAAAAGAUUCUAAAUCUCUUGACUCUCAUCAGAAGUCUAUGAUGUCUCUCAAGAGUCUACAAACGCUGUGUCAACAUUGUAAUGAAGUUAGUAAAAUGAAGCAAAAUAAUGAACAGCCUAAAAAGCUUUUAGAAAACCUCUGCACAGGCCUCGAAAAAUUUCUCGGCUACCAUGAUGGUAAUUACACCGGAGAAGGAAUUGUGUACUCCGACCUUGACAGGCUGUGCGACGGGGUGAUGGCGUUCUUGCAUGGAGUUCUUGGUAACAUUAAGCCUAAAUUAGGCCAGCAUAAAGACACUUUAACUAGCGCACUUAGCACACUUGAAAGCACAAAUGAUAAUGGUAUUACUAAAUACAGGGCGGCGAUAGCCGCGGUGGCCGGUGGUGUACGUGCAUAUAAUGAGAGAGUGGCAGCGUCGAAUGAGAGUGUGAAAAGUGUUGUUACUGCAUUGCGUGAUAGUGUUGGACAUACUUUAACAGAUAAGUUGAAUGCCAUAAAUGAAAAUAAUGUUUCUCAGGACGCUGAGUUAUCCCGGGCUGUGGAGGCGGCGGAGGCCUUGGUCAAGACGUAUGCUUCUAAAGGUACGGAUUUCAAAAAUGAUUUUCGUGAUAAAAUAUAUGACGAUUCCAGAGACGCUUCGAGUGGUAGGCGACCCGAAUACAGAAAAGGUCGCCGUGUUGACAAGGCUGUAAGGUUUGAAGAUAGAGAUGAAUUAAAAGACCUGAAUGCUGAAUUGAAAAGUAGAAUUAAUAAUGCGAUCGAAAAUAUUGUUCAUGAGGGUAAUCGACUCAGUGAGUUGUCUGCGAUGAGAAAAAGUGACAUGAAUGCUAUGACGAGUAAAAUUCGUGAUACCUUGAAUGGACUUAAGAGGUGCGUGGAUGACAAAAUUCAUGAAGCAGUCAACACGCUGGUUAAGCAAUUUAAUCAAAGGCUUCAGAAGAUUUGGGAUGAUCUUAAGAAAAUUAGCCAGAAGUUAGAGGAACAUGUUGUCGAGUUGCUGCAGUGGAUCGAAAAGGCGGAUAAAAGUGUGGAUGAAGCGAUGAAAGGCGUGACAAAGAUUGAGAAAAAUGACGUGGGAGCGAAGAAACAAUUUGAUGCUGAAUGCAAAGCAGAGGAGUUGAAACAAAAGGCUACAGAGCUUUAUAAUAAAUUUCAGAGCGCGAAGAGCGAAGUGGAUAGAUUGGUUAAUGAUGGAAAAACUACUAAAGUCGACCAGCUGAACGGUUGGAAAAACGCCGCGAACGCUGUGAUCGGAAAGGCGGAGGGGAAGUGUACGGAGAUAUUGAAGAGGGUGGAUGAAAAGUCCGCUGAGAAUGGAGGACAAGUGAAAAUUAAAGAGCAAGCUGAAGCGUUGCAGAAAAAAGCCACGGACCUUUUGAGUGCUUACGCGGCGGCGUAUACUAAGGUUUCGGAGUUGGUAAGUAAAGUUACCGCAGCCGUUGCAGAUCUGGAAACCGGCAUGAAAGAGGAUUUGGAGAGACUGCAAAAAGAGAUUGUAAAGAAUAUGAAAAAGCAUGUUGGUGGGAUGCUUUUGCAGAUUCAGGGGCAAGUGGAGAAGGAUUUGGGGAAGGCUGGGACGCUUUUCAGUAGUCUCGAGGCGGCGUAUAACGCCAGCCAAGGUAACGAGGCCCCCACUUCCCUCGCUCCUGGUCCCGGCGACCCUCUCGAACAGAGGGUUAAGCAUAUAAAGACGGAAGUCAACAAGGGGAUGAAGGAAAACGGUGGCGAAUUGGAGGUUAAUGAUGUCAUGAAAAAAUACAUCGAGAGGAAAAACAAAGCUCAAGGAGGUGGGGACAGCCUGUAUAAAAAGCUAAUUGACAAGGAGAUUAAAAAUUCUGUAUCAUCUUUCGAAAAUAUGUCUGAGUUCGCAACACAAAAAAGUGAACUUCAAUCGGGCACCGUGGUUGACAGCACAAAGGCCGUUGACACCCACGUCUCCACAAUCACCCAAGAGCUCCAGGCCAUCGCCCACUACGUCGAUAAUACGAAAGAAAACCCUAAUCCGCCACCGGCCGACAGUGAUCCAAAUGGUAUCAAACAGUACUUGGAAAAUCUGAAAAAUACCGGCCUUGAAAAAGGUGAUAGCUGGACACCACUUGGUGGCGGUGCUGCGAAUUCCAAAGGCCUCUUGAAGAUCAAGGCGGAGAUUGAGGGGGCGCUUGGGGGGAUUAAGAGUAAGAUGGAGACAGACUUCCAAUCUGCUCAAACGUCCACAACUAAUGGAAGUAUAUUCAAGACAUUAUCGUCACAAAUCUUCCAAAAUCUCAGCGCUCUGGUCGAAGAGUUCAAGAAAGCCGGCCAGAAAGUCAACGAGCAAUUGAACACUCUAAAAGUUGACAAAAUCGGUAGGACCUAUUUAGGUGACAAAGCUAAGCCAAAUACGCUGCAGAACCUUUACAACCUACUCGCGUCGCAAAACGACGCUUUAAAGAAGACAAUUCAGGAAACUGAAAAAUUAAUCAAAUUGGAAGCAGACCAAUUUAGGACGAAAUGCAUAAACGCACUCACACAACACACAGGCCAACAAGUCUCAUCUGCAAUCGCCACUCUCACAGCCCACGCGCAAAAACAAUACGUUUCCUCCGUCAAGUUCCUGCUCACGAAGUUCGCCGACAGAGUUCAAAAGAUAUUGAAACCUCUGCCAACAGCCAUCGACACCGACCGAAAGGAGGGCUUUAAGGGUUUUAUGAGAACCUUUGAAGGCAAAAUUACCGAUAAUGCAACGACUGACGAAAACAUUAAAAAGCUCAAAGAUCUUGCAAGUGAGUCCACUGACACAGCUGAGGAGAAAGCAACACUCUUCAAAAAAUUGUCUCAGAAAUUCAAGGAAUUCGUCGGGCCACUAAAGGGGUAUUUGGACACGGAGAUCAAGAGACUCUAUAAAGACAUCAACGCAAAGAAGAAUCCUCCAGUCAUUAUCAAUGACACCGAUAAACAUCCUUACGCCGACGCGCUUGACGCCGUGCAAUCCAAACUAAACACUCUCCUCGACGAAAUUCACAACUCCGGUCACUUCACUCACAGUCUCACCAUUAAUCUUGGUAACCUUAGCACCGCACUUCAUAGUUUAGUUCCGACAAAUUUCGAGGGUCCGUGCAACACGCUGCCGGACGUUCUCAAGUCCGGCAUGAGAAAAUUCACCGAGCAACUCUCCCACGCGUACGUGAACAGGUACAGUGGUAUGAAAUUCCAAGAUGAGUUGCUUAAAAAAGAAAAUGACUUCGACACCUCCACCACCGAUAAUGUCCUCUCCACCGAGGGCCGCAACUGCGCCAAGGUCUGCCUGACCAUAGUGGAUAUCUUAGAUCGCGACAUGUAUACUUUGAAGCAUAGUUCUCUCGGUGGUUGGAAAAAUGAUAAUAUUAUCUCAACUACCAAACUUGGCGCUUUUCUCAAAGAGUGUGGAUACAUCGUGUCCGACUCUGCCGAUAAGCAAAAUGGUCAGCUGGACAGACAUCAUAAUGGUGAGAAUAUUUGUAAAUUAUUCAGCCAGAAAAUCACCUAUAUAGCCGGUGAAUCCAAAAACCUUGUGGAAAAAUAUUUCUCGACUAAGAAUGGUGUAGAAGUUGAUAAGAUUAUUAAAGUCCAUUACACUAUGUUCGACAAGUACCGCUACGUCUGCCACCUUAAGCAUGUUCCCAACGCAAAGCCUCCGACCACUGUAAACGAAAUGCUCCAUUGGCUCUCCGCAAUCCAGUGGAACCCGAUGUACAAUGAAUUGCGAUUGCACUUCGACACAUGGUUUAAGGCAUCAACUAAUGACUAUAAAUUAUCAAGCGAUUCGUUUGACGUCGCCGCGCCAUAUAGGGACGCCUGGACGAUGAAAGCAACCGUCAGCAUUAAAAACAUUAAAGACUUAUUCAACACUGUAACCCUGCGCUCAUAUGAAAUAUUACGUGCUUUCGUAGGCCAUGGCCAUGCUGACGGCCGUUAUGCCUGCGAAUUUUAUACCAACCCAGACAAUUUGGAAUAUCCUAAUGACAUCAGUAAAUGUUUUGAUAUGCUCGUAGAUAUAUGUUUAAGACUUAAUUACCAACUUCAUUUCCUAUAUACACAGUGCUGCAAUGGUCCUGAUAGUAGCGGCUGGCGUGAUUGCCAUUACGGCAGGCACGUCGGUGGGUCCAACUGGAGCUGUAAUAAGCUCCAAUGCCCUGGCCAACAGGGUGACCAAAGUGCCAACCAAAUAGCUAACCAAACGUGUGAACAACACCCUAAGUGCUGUAUAAAAUCUCCCCUCCAAGCAUAUUUGGAAGACGGUCUUCCAGGCUUCCUCCCACAUACAUUCACUUUGCCCAGUUGUAAGUUAACAUGUUCAGUGCGUGAUCACAGAGGUAUUCCAUGUAUCACACCGAUGGGCUUCACCGAUAUUGGUAUUGCAGCGUCGCAUACAAAAACGGGUGCCCAUCUGAAAUCUCUUCUUCAACCUUUCUGUAGUUCAGCAAGGGAACCACUCACUAUGCUCUGCGCUUUCUUCACGUGUCUUAUUCGUAGGCCUCCUCAGACUCUUGGUGACAUGUUUGCAUUUUAUUAUAACUUCCUUGAGCAUUAUUCGGGACAAAAUCAUAAGCAAAUCGCAUUUGACGAGGCAGCCCGAAAGGCCAACUUCGGGAAUCCAGAUACUAAAUUGGACAUUGUGUCUAUACAAGGCAGCAAGUCGCACACUGCUAAACAUUCCCAAGGUGACUUAUUUGGUAUAAUUAGCUGCAACACUUCCGGGUCCUCCAAAAAUCCAGUCGUCCCCUGUGGAUCGUAUAUGCAGCCCCUUACAUUAGAUGUAGUCUCCAUGUUUUCCGAAACGCGCGCUGCCAACUAUCUUUCGUGGAUUGUAUAUAUAACAGAGACAUUCUGUGUUCUGCUCAUGAAAUUGCUUGAUGAGUGCUGCAAUAACUGCAACAAACCAGGCACCAAAUGCCAUGAUAAAGCCUGUGCGGAGAAAUGUGAAGUGAAAUUGGCGUAUGAAGCUGAACAAUCGAAAAAUGCUCCAACAUCGCCCGCAGAACAUACAGGUAAAAGGCACAGUACAGACUGCCAUUCCAUUGUCAAAUGUCAACUUACACAUCCAACACUGUACAAAUACGGUUUCACCUUCGGAAGCCCAUGGAACCUAAGUGGCGAUAAUGGUGUUGACAACAAACGAUCAUGCCAAGAUUUCUGCCAGGCAUUGGGAAAAGUGUGUCACGGACGAUCGGUGCUUGCCGACUUGGUCAUUAACAAAAUUCCAGCAUUCUUAUGGGAGAUACGAUACAAAUUCUUCUACACCCUCGUUGCCCUCUGGUCGCUGUCGCUCCUGUACCUGCUGCACAUCGCCGUCGUCCGCCUCGACGUCCUGAGGAUACGCUCCCACCUGAGAUCACCCUCAAGCCACCGCAUCGCCGCGCAGUCCCUCCUCGCCGCCGCACGCGUCAAGGCACUCGCCAACGUCAAGUACUUCUCACCAUAA